Messenger RNA from Quercus robur (English oak), 2918 nucleotides. RefSeq lists its product as uncharacterized. NCBI's taxonomy places the organism in Eukaryota, Viridiplantae, Streptophyta, Magnoliopsida, Fagales, Fagaceae. Bases 67 to 2724 code for a protein of 885 amino acids. The transcript has 14 exons. The record is from RefSeq and is a predicted model, not a curated record.
UCCUGGCUCUUCGUUGCACUUGGGUAUCAUCUUCCAAGUUCUCAGUCAGUGGCAAUAUCCGUGAGAAUGAAUUUGUCUUUAUUUUUGACAAUAUUCAUCUUUUCUAUUGUUUGCCUUCUCGUCUUCCACUAUAUCUUUAUUCUGGUCGAGUACAUUUUUUCAUGUCACAAUCGAAAGUGGCCAGACAUAUGGACCAUUCUCAAAUUUUCUGCUGUUGUCAGUAUAGCCUGCUGUGUAUUUCUGAGUCAUUGUAGAGAGAGGCCGCUUGAACCAAGAAAUUUGAAAGACAAAGUGUGUUCUUCUUGGCUUGCUCCGGUUAAGUUUGAGGGAUACUAUUAUACACUUUUUUGCAUGCGGUUAGCUAGCACUAGCAGUGAGUCAUCAACUGCGAGUUCAUCAGACGAAAUCUCUCUCAUCUACUCGUGUUGGGUCACAUUUAUAGGCCUGUACAUUGCCAAUUAUGUAGCAGAGAGGUCACCAGAGUCAGGAGAAAAAUACAAGAAGAAUAAGCAAACGAAGCCUGAUUUUCUAGAUAUGGUUCCCUGGUAUUCAGGUACAUCAGCUGAUCUAUACAAGACUGUUUUUGACCUCGUUGUAUCAGCAAAUAUCUUCCUAAGUCGCUUUGACCUGCGUAUAUUUCAGACAGCAAUGAAGAAAAAUCAACUUGUGCCAAAAAAGGAGACUCAAAGGGACUAUUUACAUGAUGAUUUUAGUGCAAAAAAAGAACUAUGGUUCGACUUCAUGGCAGAUACCGGUGAUGGUGGGAACUCAACUUAUACUGUGGCACGGCUACUUGCUCAACAAGAAAUUAAAAUUGAUUCAUCCCAGAAAGAAAAAUGGAAAAUAGGUUCAGAUACCUUAAAACGCGGAGAGUUACUCCUCAUUGGGGGAGAUCUUGCGUAUCCUAAUCCAUCUGAGUUUACAUAUGAAAGGCGCAUGUUUCGUCCUUUCGAGUAUGCACUUCAACCACCACCCAGUCAUGAAAAAGAAAGUAUGACUGUCAACAAGCAUGCAAUGCCUCCUGGGGUGUCAGAGAUGCAACAAGGGAAGAAAAACAAAAGGAAGUACCAAAAGCAAUCGAUGCCAUAUAAUGGGCCUCGAUGUUUUGUUAUCCCCGGAAACCAUGAUUGGUUUGAUGGACUUCAUACCUUUACAAGAUAUAUAUGUCAUAGGAGCUGGUUGGGAGGGUGGUUCAUGCCUCAGAAGACAAGUUAUUUCACCUUGCAACUUCCUAUGGGAUGGUGGAUAUUCGGUCUUGAUCUUGCACUCCAUAGUGAUAUUGAUGUCUACCAAUUUGAAUUCUUCUCCAAACUAGCUAAGGAAAAGGUUGGAGAGAAAAACUCUGUGAUCAUCAUGACACACCAACCGGAUUGGCUUGUUGAUUGGUAUGAGAAUGGUGAUUCUAAAAAUAAUGGCUCAGACUACCAAUCAAAAGGAAAAUAUGUCUCAUGCCUUAUCUAUGACAUUUUAAAAGAAAGGUGUAAAAUUCGAAUUGCUGGUGACAUACAUCACUAUAUGCGCCACUCAAUUGAUAGAUCAAAAGGGGCAAAUUCAGUUUAUCCCCAACAUCUGCUAGUAAAUGGUUGUGGUGGAGCAUUUACACAUCCCACCCAUGUGUUUCGUGAUUUUUACGAAUCUCGUGGAGUUUUCUAUAAGUGCAAAGCCGCUUAUCCUUCUCAUAAGAUGUCAAGAAGGCUUGGAAGAAGAAAUAGCUGGAAUUUCCGAAAGGAAAAUUGGCGAUUUGAUAUUGUUGGUGGCAUCAUAUACUUUAUGUUGGUCUAUUCUCUGUUCCCACAGUGUGAGCUCGACCACAUUUUUCAAGUAGAUUCAAUUUCCGGUUUCCCGAGGGCUUUCUUUGGCACUGUUUGGAAUGCUUUUAUGUACGUGGUGGACUUCUCUUAUGUGUCUCUAAUAGCUACUUUGCUAUUUCUAAUUGUGGCGGUUGCAUUUGCACCUUCCAAACUGUCAUUGAAGAAAAGGAUAAUGAUUGGAAUUCUUCAUGUUUUUGCACAUCUGGCCGUAGCUCUAAUUCUUAUGUUGGUGUUGGAAGUGGGUAUUGAGACGUUUGUCAGGCUUAAUCUAGUAGCAACUUCAGACUAUCAUUCUUUAUAUCGGUGGCACCAAUCUAUGUUCCAUAAGCACCUUCCAGUUCCGAUUGGCAUUCAAAAUGGACUAAAACGGUGGACUUUUGGGCUUUAUCCAGCAUGUAUCAAGUAUCUCAUGUCUGCAUUUGAUGUACCAGAGCUCAUGGCGGUGACACGGAGCAAUAUUUGCAAGAAUGGGAUGGAAUCUCUCCCUCGCAGGGGUGCCGCCAUUUAUUAUGCUUCCACCUUCCUUUAUUUUUGGGUAUUGUCAACCCCUGCAGUUGCCUUUGUAUUUGGAAACUACAUGUACUUCUGCGUCAACUGGUUCAACUUACACUAUGACGAAGCCUUCUCCUCACUUAGGAUUGCUGAUUACAAGGCAUUCACACGAUUUCACAUCAACCGUAAGGGUGAUCUUGAAGUUUAUACCCUUGCAGUUGAUAAGGUACCAAAGGAAUGGAAGCAGGAUCCGGAAUGGAAGCAGGAUUCGAAUGAGUUGAGCCACCUUAGAAAGAAUCCCAGCCAAUGGAAGGCUGUUGCAUCGGAUCAGGAACCGUUAAAGACUGUCAGGAUUAUUGACAAAUUUGUUAUUCCACGAAAAGAUGGUCCAGAUGAUACCAGUGGAAGUGCAACAGAGUAAUAAAUCCGAUUUCCUGGUCACAUACUAGCUGACUAGGGAUAGCGGCAAAUAAUGAAAUAAAGAAAACAGGGGACCUUUUUCUUUUUUUCUUUUUUCUUUUUUGUACAACUGGUUUUGUAAGGCAAUGCUACGCGUUUGGAUAAAUAAGUCAAGCUAUUUAUGGACAACCUAAGGACUUGUUUACAUUUAUUUAU